CUGAAACACUGCCAGGCGCCCGAGGGGAAGUGACGUCAUCAGCGCGCGGCGGGUUGGUCGUGUGAGUCGUGCUCAGUUAGGGUCGUGUAGAAGCUCCGUUUGCUGGAAGAUGCUGCUAAGCGCGCAUUAGAUCUCUUCUAUCUGCUUCUCAGGAAAAGAUAUCUUAACAGGACAGAGUGAUGAUGAUGAUGAUGAUGGAAGAGAGCACCCCACCAGCCACCCCUCCACUCUCCUCCUCCUCCUCCACAGCGGCUGCCAGCGGUGUCUCCGGUCCUCAGACUCUCUCCAGCUCCCCCGGUGUCUCUGCUUUUGCCCCGGGAGGGUUUUCCAGCCCUGUUCCUCCAGUGGCUUUGACCUCCACGCUGCCGCCCAUCCAGUCAUCUGCUCCUCCUCUCUCUCUGAGCGGCCCGUACGCUAGCCCCGCUGCCCCCCCGAUGGGCCCGCCCACCACUGGCUUCUCUGUGAGUGCAGGAUAUGACAUCACCCGUGGCCACGCGGGCCGCACCCCUCAGACGCCACUCAUGCCCAGUUUCUCCAGCGCCUCACCCAUGCCAGGGAUCGUCAGCAAUCCCAUGAUGCAGCAGCCGGUGUCCGGAGGGAUAGACGUCAGCUCGCCCAUCACGUUUCCUGAGGACUCUGACGACCCCAGAGGGACUCCAGACAGCAGCUCACCUGGAGGAUUAUGGGGCUUCAUCAAGGGUGUAGCCGGGAACCCCAUGGUCAAGACCGUCCUGGAUAAAACCAAACACUCUGUGGAGUCCAUGAUAACCACACUGGACCCUGGGAUGGCACCGUACAUCAAGUCUGGAGGAGAUGUGGACAUCGUUGUGACGUCAGAUAAGGAGGUGAAGGUGUCAGCGGUGCGGGAUGCGUUUCAGGAGGUGUUUGGUUUGGCCAUGGUGACGGGAGAGGCCGGUCAGUCCAACAUCGCCCCGCAGCCGGUGGGAUACGCCGCAGGGGUCAAGGGAGCUCAGGAGCGCAUUGACAGUCUGCGUCGUUCUGCUGUCAUUCAUGAGAAGCAGCCCGUGGUCUCGGUGGAAAACUUCAUCGCAGAACUCUUCCCAGACAAGUGGUUUGACAUCGGCUGUCUGAUCUUGGAUGAUCCAGGAAUCGGGAUUCACAUUGAGAUGUUCACUCAGGCUACACCUGUGGCCCUGGAGCACAUACAGCAGGCGCAGGCACUGACUCCUCCAGACUAUAACCUGCGCUGGUCCGGUCUGCUGGUGACGGUCGGGGAGGUUCUGGAGAGAAGCGUGCCCAACGUCAGCCGCACAGACUGGCACCAGGCCUUCACUGGCAUGUCCCGCCGGCAGAUGAUCUACUCCGCCGCCAAGGCUCUGGCUGGCAUGUACAAACAGCGCUUGCCCUCCAGGACAGUGUGAGCGUCUUACGCCGUCACGUGACACAGACCACAGCUUCCCAGAAUCACACGGGAAUCCACAUCUCAUCCACAGAUGUCCUGUGUUCUCAGUGACGUCCCAUAACAAGACUGAGCCCACUCUAAACGCCAAAAGAAAAGUUAGAUCGACUGAGUUUCUGCAUCAGGUCUGAAUUAAACCAGUUACAGGGCAGAAUAACUAAUAUCUAACUUUUAAAUUAUUGAUUGAAUUGAAUAUUGUGUCCUUGAUGUAAUUUGAGUUUGAUUGAUAUUAGUAAUUGACAGCAUCCCAGUCUUUAUGAUGGAAAUUGGUGGAAAUGAAAGCACGUCUGCAUCUGAAGUCCUACAGCAGGACUGUCUCUGCACAACUCUUUACAAUGAUCAGAUCUCACCAAGGAAAAGAUGAUUCUCAGAUUUAUAAUGCUUGUGUUUAUAUUUACAAUCAAAUACUUUGACUUGCAGGUUAAGUUGAAUCGUUGAAAGUCAUAUCAAUAUUGUGAAUAUAUGUAAUUUUGAUGUUACGGUUUUGGAUCUAAUUUUAUAGUGUUUUCUUUUCAGCCUAAUCAUCAAACAUUGUUACAAUAUUGUGAUUGUCUGCAUGUCCGUUUCUUUCACAACUCAGUCCAUGUUAGUCAGCGUUUACGGCGGUCAGAUAAAUCAGAUCGCCAGCUCUGCUGCAUAUAUAAACAAACCUGUUACUGUAGAUGUUGUUACGUAAAACAAUCUUCCAUCAAUAUUGUCUGAAAUACGGCAGAUGGGUGUUAGCGAUGAUGUGCAGCUGGAUCUUUGGCUCAGAGUGACACAGGACUGAUAAACGCCUGAGCAUGACCUCUGAGUGACGUGGUGUAGCACAUGAAAACUGCGCUGUGUUUGCGCUCUCGUGGACCGAAAGAGUUGAUUACAAAUCUAGAACCGCCUGUCUUUAUAUGUUUGUUAUAUUUCUCCAAAACAACUGUGGAUGAUUUUAUUCCAUAGCAUUUUACAAUUGUGCCUUCAACCAGCAGAUGAGUAAAAUCUUUUUGUAAAGCA
This is a messenger RNA of Sinocyclocheilus grahami, 2407 nucleotides long. RefSeq names its product protein PRRC1-like. Gene Ontology annotation, molecular function: protein kinase A regulatory subunit binding. The record is from RefSeq and is a predicted model, not a curated record. Gene Ontology annotation, cellular component: cytoplasm. NCBI's taxonomy places the organism in Eukaryota, Metazoa, Chordata, Actinopteri, Cypriniformes, Cyprinidae. Bases 180 to 1382 code for a protein of 400 amino acids. The transcript has 10 exons. Gene Ontology annotation, biological process: activation of protein kinase A activity.